CCCACGGCUGAAUGUAAUUGGGGACGUCUGCCAUAGGAUAUAUAAUCAUUAAUACCUGAGCAUGCUCCUUUCAGAGACACCGGAGAAACAAGCCAGCUCAGGGUGACCAUCUGUAACAUCUUACCUGUUACUACUACAACUGAACCAGCUACUACCACACCUGUACCCAGCAUYAUGCGCCUUGUAAGACUGACUGCGUUCACCUUGCUGGCUGCAGCUUGCUGUACACUACCAGCUGCAGCGACUAGAGUGGUUACCUGUGACAAUGGAGAAAACGUCCAGUUCCUGAUCUGUGAUUCUGGCGUGAUCUUCAUUGAGAGAGCUCUGUAUGGACGGACUGACAGAACCACCUGCAGAGAAGGACGACCUGCCAACCAGCUGACCAACACACAGUGUUCACAGACAGGCACCCUGGAGGUCCUCUCACAGAGGUGCAAUGGGAAACAGGUGUGUGAAGUGAACAUUGAAGUCUUCCGUACUUCUGACCCCUGUGUUGGAAUCUACAAAUACCUGGAAACCACCUACACCUGCAUCCUAGCAACACGCAGCAUCACGUGUGAAGGCUCUGAUGUUUUACUAGAAUGUGAUAAAGGUACGAUCCAGAUCCACAGUGCCAACUAUGGCCGCCGUGACCAGCUAGUGUGUUCCUUUAAUCGGCCCGCUAACCAACUAGCCAACACCAACUGUCUCAGCCAAUCCACAACUGCCAGUAAGGUGGCAAAGAGGUGUGAUGGGAAGAGCCAGUGUGACGUCCCGGCGUCCAGUUCUCUGUAUGGGGAUCCCUGUGUAGGAACCUACAAGUACCUGGAUGUGGCUUACACCUGUGGUUUGAUGGCUGCAGCUUGCUGUACACUACCAGCUGCAGCGACUAGAGUGGUUACCUGUGACAAUGGAGAAAACGUCCAGUUCCUGAUCUGUGAUUCUGGCGUGAUCUUCAUUGAGAGAGCUCUGUAUGGACGGACUGACAGAACCACCUGCAGAGAAGGACGACCUGCCAACCAGCUGACCAACACACAGUGUUCACAGACAGGCACCCUGGAGGUCCUCUCACAGAGGUGCAAUGGGAAACAGGUGUGUGAAGUGAACAUUGAAGUCUUCCGUACUUCUGACCCCUGUGUUGGAAUCUACAAAUACCUGGAAACCACCUACACCUGCAUCCUAGCAACACGAAGCAUUACUUGUGACGGUUCUGAUGCGCUAUUAGAAUGUGAUAAAGGUACGAUCCAGAUCCACAGUGCCAACUAUGGCCGCCGUGACCAGCUAGUGUGUUCCUUUAAACGGCCCGCUAACCAACUAGCCAACACCAACUGUCUGAGCCAAUCCACCACUGCCAGUAAGAUGGCAGAGAGGUGUAAUGGGAAGAGCCAGUGUGACGUCCCGGCGUCCAGUUCUCUGUAUGGGGAUCCCUGUAUAGGAACCUACAAGUACCUGGAUGUGGCUUACACCUGUGGUUAAACGAGAUCUUCUUUGAUGAAGAUCAGAUACUUCUGGGAUAUCUUCAUUGGGUGGAUCUGUCUUUCCUGUCCUCUCCUCUUCCUCAUGAAUGUCAAGUUGAGUAAAAUGUAUGUAAUUUCCAUGUCAAGGUUAGUCAAUCACAUUGAUUCUUUAUUUUGGCAUAGGCAUAAUUUACGAUCAACGCUGUGUACGAACGUUUUCUAAAAGAAAGGUGCGGUCAGGACACAUGGAGAAAUAAAACAUGAAUCGCAAAAUAAACUCUUCAAAUAACA
Molecule: messenger RNA, 1727 nt
Organism: Salvelinus sp. IW2-2015
Lineage: Eukaryota; Metazoa; Chordata; Actinopteri; Salmoniformes; Salmonidae
Source: RefSeq, a predicted model, not a curated record